GUGAAAGAGUGAACGGAGGAGGUGGAGGACUUCUUCCUCAGCACACACAGAGACUUCACCUUGCAACCUUCAUCUGUGGGAGGAGGGGAAAAGACUUGGGAUUGUUUGUUGCCCGCAGGAGGAAUUCAAGGUGAUCUUAGAGAUUCAUCAGAGCCAAAUGUGACAGCUGUCAAUAAGAGGUGUUGUACGACCUUCGUGACAUGAAUCACUAUGUGUUUGGAUACCUGACCUGACCAAACCACUGAUCCUGUUACUGUCGCUUCUUCGUUGUGCUCUCUGAGUGUGAAUGUGUGGCCUUGAGGUAUUCCCGAGGGACCAUAUGGCACAAUACCACACGAUAUAGGUCCCCUUUGUAUGAACUAACAUGGACAAAGUGGUCAUCAGUCUCCUGCUUCUGGGAACCGCAGUUACGAUGGUCCAUGCAUGUCCCAAAUACUGUGUCUGCCAGAAUCUCUCUGAGUCUCUGGGGACUCUGUGCCCCUCCAAAGGUCUGCUCUUCGUCCCACCGGACAUCGACCGGCGAACUGUGGAGCUACGGCUGGGCGGCAACUUCAUCCUCAAGGUCACCACUCAGGACUUUGCCAAUAUGACAGGUCUGGUUGAUCUCACCUUGUCUCGCAACACCAUCAGCGCCAUCCAGUCUUUCUCUUUCAUCGACCUGGAAACCCUCAGAUCGCUGCACCUCGACAGUAACCGGUUGACUGAGCUGGGACCGGAUGACCUCCGAGGGCUGGUCAACCUGCAGCACCUGAUCCUCAACAACAAUCAGCUAAGUCGGAUCUCCAGCGCAGCCUUUGAUGACUUGUUAUUGACACUGGAGGAUCUGGAUUUGUCAUAUAACAACUUGCGCAGUGUGCCUUGGGAAGCCAUCCGCAAGAUGGUCAACCUCCAUCAGAUGAGUCUGGAUCAUAACCUCAUCGCCUUCAUUGCAGAGGGGACUUUUACAGAUCUGGAUAAACUGGCCCGCUUGGACCUCACCUCCAACCGUCUCCAAAAGCUCCCUCCAGACCCCAUCUUUGCGCGCUCUCAGAGCAAUGUAGUAAUGAGCACUCCUUAUGCACCUCCUCUCUCUCUAAGCUUUGGCGGAAACCCAUUGCACUGCAACUGUGAAGUGCUUUGGCUUCGAAGACUGGAGCGUGAGGAUGACAUGGAAACCUGCGCUUCUCCAACUAGUCUAAAGGGGCGCUACUUUUGGUCUGUUCGUGAAGAGGAGUUUGUUUGUGAGCCCCCUCUGAUCACACAACAUACACACAAGUUGCUUGUGCUGGAAGGCCAAACGGCUAGCCUGCGCUGCAAAGCAGUCGGUGAUCCAAUGCCAACUGUGCAUUGGGUUGCUCCUGAUGACCGCUUGAUCAGCAACUCCUCCCGAGCAACGGUCUACGAAAAUGGCACCCUGGACAUUACAAUCACCACAUCCAAGGAUUACGGGACCUUUACUUGCAUUGCUGCCAAUGCUGCUGGAGAAUCUACAGCCUCCAUUGAGCUGUCAAUCAUUCAACUCCCCCAUCUGAAUAAUGGUACAAACCGUACCACACAGUCCAAGUCAGGGCUUUCGGACAUAACUAGCUCUACUAAGAUCAGCAAAGGGGAGCCUAAACCUUUACCAGAGAAGGUGGUGUCUGUGUCAGAAGUGACUGCCGUUUCUGCUCUGGUCAAGUGGACUGUAAGCAAAUCAACUCCAAAGGUCAAAAUGUAUCAGCUUCAGUACAAUUGUUCAGAGGAUGAAGUUCUCAUUUAUAGGAUGAUUCCCAUGAAUAACAGAGCCUUUGUAGUCACAAAUCUUGUCCCAGGGAUGCAGUAUGACCUGUGUGUCUUGGCCAUCUGGGAUGACACCGCCACCACCCUCACUGCCACCAACAUUGUAGGCUGUGUCCAGUUUAUCACCAGGGAGGACUACCCGCAGUGCCAGUCUCUCCACAGUGGCUUCCUGGGUGGCACUAUGAUCCUGGUCAUUGGUGGCAUCAUUGUGGCCACAUUGCUCGUGUUCAUCAUCAUCCUCAUGGUGCGAUAUAAGGUGACAAGUGGCAUCCAGACUAAUAAAUUACCCACUGUGAGCAACACCUACUCACAGACCAAUGGGGGUUUGAACCGGUUCAACGGUGCUCCACCACAGGUCAAAUCCACGGUGGUGGUCAUGCGUGAGGAAAUGGUAGAGUUCAAGUGUGGAUCCCUCCAGAGCAGUCUCUCCUCAUCAUCAUCCUCUUCUAACUCAUUAGAUAGCCAAACAGGAAGGGGGACUGGAGACCGCUACAGCAUGCAGGGCAGUGAAUGCAGCACUCUGCCCAGCAGCAAGUUCAGGAGGCACAGGCACGGCGCCAAAGCACGGCAAAACCUGGACCACCUUUUAGGGGCUUUCACCUCACUGGAGCUGAGAGGAGUAGCGAGGGACCACCAUGGGGCUCCUGGUCCCGCCACCACUUCCAGUGCUAUGAUGACGGUGGCCAUGUUGCCCCCGUCCGAUAAAGAACCCCUGCUCGGGAGGGCAGAGUCCACCACCAUGCUGGGGCGUCUACUAGGGAUGCCCCAGGAGGGUAAGCCCAAGAGGAGCCACUCGUUUGACAUGGGUCAUGUUGGGGCUGCACAGUGUCGCAGCAACUACCCUCGCAGGAUCAGUAACAUCUGGACUAAGCGCAGUCUGUCUGUUAACGGCAUGCUGCUGCAGUAUGAUGACAGAGAGGAUGAGAAGCCCACUUUUGAGAGCUCGGAGUGGGUGAUGGAAAGCACAGUUUGAGUGGGUCUAUCUGCGAGGUCCAUGGCCAAAAAAAAUCAGGAACUAAAGGAAGAUGAGUGCAGGGGCAGGAUGAUCCACAGGGGACCUGCCUUUGGGUAUUGCAUGAAGUUCCAUGUGAAUACUGUCUAAGUAACUAUGUGAUAAAAGACACUCAAAUCGAUAGAUUCCUGGCCAUGAUCUCAAAUCUCUGACAGUGUUUAACUGUAUUUGAAAUCUUGUUCUCAUCUCAAACCAACGCCGAAUCGUGGAUUGUGCAGAGGGAAUCAUUUCCAAUCUGCAGGGCACAUGAGAGUGUCUCCAAGAGAAAGAGGGAAAAGAAAGAUGAGAAAUUCAAAGUGGAUUUACUACGUCUUUAUCAAAAGAACUGAAUGCCAAGAGGAUUUGCCUUGACUGUGGUGAACUGGACAUGCGUCACAAUGUCUUGGACCCUCAGCAUGAAUGGGACUACUGCGACAGUAGAGAGAAGGACCAGCGGAGCGAAUAGAAAAUUAAAACAAAGUCAUUUUUUAUUUUCAUCUUGGUUUUUCUAUCAUUUUUACUAUUUAUUAUUUGAGGUGAUUCAUCAGCAGGCAGAGGCACAGCUCUUUAAUGAGGUCAUAAUAAACACAUACACACAGAAGCUACCCCCUCACAUACAACCAUUUCAUAUCUCUCAACAGUUAAGUCAAAUUUCAAUCAGUCACAAACUGAAAACACGGCUUAUUUUCAAACAGUAUGGUCUCGUGUUCUGGAUAUCAGUACCACUGAACCACAACAAGCCAGGCUUGUAUUUCUACCUCAGGUUAUGUAUCAUAUGAGGUUAUUUAAAUAUGAAAGCGACUGGAAAUACAACAAAACCCCAAAUGCACAAGAGGAUCACAAACAGCUCAAAACACAAUGUUCUUUACUUGUUUGCAAACGCUUCAAAGAAUGAUUUAGUCUCCAGCCAAUCAGAUUGAGUAUGUUUCCGGCUCAGGUUGAAUUCCUGCUGUUGCAAAAAUGUCUUUCUGGAUGCUUUGAUAUGCUCCCCAUUGGCUAAUGCUGGUGACAGCGGUCCCUGUAGGCUCUAAGGCCAUUGAUAUAAACAGAGUGUUUGCCUCAGGAUAUGGUUUCAGAUGCUAUCAGCACAUAUUACUGUCACCAGAUGGGAAUAGUUUUUGAAAUCCAUCAGGCUCACUUAAUCAUUUGCUUAUCCCCACAGCAGGAUGUAUUAUUCGGCUCUAAUUCUCUUUAGGUAACACAAACAAGAGAGUAUGACAAUUACUCAUUUAGCCAGGUUAAAUGGCUGAAUGAGUCCAAAUUGACUCUUAUUAGCUUGAUGAAGGUCAUUACGCUGCUCAUGAGAGGAUGUUAAGUGGAGAAAAUUGGAGAAAGAAAGAAACUUUUUAACGGCCAAAAAGCUGAAAACUCUCUGGAAAUCAGUUUCACCAGAUUGCAUGAUACAGAACCCUUUUUGGUUUAUGUAUUAUUUAAACUGAUUCAUCAAUUAAUCAUUUAUCCUCCACUGUCUUUCAUAUGGAGCUGUACAUUGCAGGAAGGUACUUUGAAUUAGUGGCUCUUCAGAUUACUGCCUACGAUCAACCAAGACAUCUCAAUCACAUUUUGAUGCCUUUCUCAAUAUCUUGUGGGUCUCUGCUGCAUUUCAAAACGUGGGGUGGUCAUCUUUUUUCUUUUUUUUUUUAAUUAUUGUUUCCAUUCCUAGGUGUACUGUUCUGUAUAUUGGCAUUUUUUUGUACAAUAACUGGGUGAGAAUGUAAAGGGGGGGAAAUCGUGCAGUAGUACUUUUAUUUUCAUGUGAAGCAAACAGUGAGAAGGUGCUUAACCGUGGUGUACCAACUUGGUCAUUGUUAGUUGGCUCGCUGAAAUGGGAUUUUACAUGAUACUACAUGUAAAAUAUUGGCUGUUUUUAAAGGGUCAGUUCACCCAAAUGAUAAAAAUACAUAUUUUCUAAUUUACCUCGAGUGGUAUCCAGCCAUGCAGAUGCUCUUGGAUUUAGUUUGCCCAGAUUUUGGGAAAUCCUUUCAUGGGAUGUUUAUCUCCAUGACAAUACAGUGGAGCUGGGGUGUGUAACAUGACAGUAUAUACCAUGACAUAAUAUUUGUCAGUUGUUAUUUUGCCAGCAGCUAUCUAUUCAACAUCUCUGGGUAUAUUAACUCUUUGUGGGCAAUUUUGCAGAUCAAUGAGCAGGGCUGUUUAAAAGCCGUAUUGGAAUUUAUUCAAUUUUUGCAUCAAUGUGAUGAAGUACCUUAAAGGAUGGUAAUAUUCUAUAUUUUUCUCAUUGUCAACAAAUCCCUUGAAAAGAUCAAAACCAUCAAUGAGCGUAUCCUAACAAGUAUUGUGUUUGUAUGUGACGGCUGAUAUCUCAUUCCUCUGAGACACAGAGUUGUUGUCCAGACACACAAGCAGGUGACAUGUCCCUUCAUUACCAUGAACACUGCAACUGUAGUUUAAUUGGAGUGGAUCCAACACAAUAGAAAUAUGAUGAGAGUAGAACAGACAUUCCCAUUCAAAUCAACAUCAGCCUUUUUUUAUGUGCACCAUGGUAACCAUUGUAGCGGACUAACUUCCAUAUAAACCUUCAUUUAAAUGACUUGUUGCUGACUUGCAGCAAGUUGUGAACUCACUGGACAGUAUGGCAUCUUAGUGUUAGUGUUAGUCAUCUAUUAAGUUUGUCCACUGUUCCAAAACUCACCAACUCUGGUUUGGUUAAAAUAAAUCCUUAAUUCACAGAAUUAAGGCCGCUGCACGUUAAGUUUUUCCCGGAUACGUUUUCUUAAUCCGUCAUCCAGAAAAACAUCAUAACGCACAGAAACUUUGCACACUGAGUCUGAUGUGUUUUUUGGUUCUAUGGGUUGUGAAAAUUCGCAAUACAAGACAAGAUGAAAAGGCAUAUUUCCUCUCUUGCUUCUUUCCGGUGGAGUUAUUCAUCUAUCACUACUUUCUCUCUCUGUGCACUGCAGCUGCAUCUCUGUCUCAACACUGUCUCUCUGUCUGUGCGCAGUCCACAUCCUCCUCCUCCUCCUCGUCAUCAUCAUCCACCUGAGUAUUACCAUCUGAUCUGUAGAACAUGAGCUAUACUGUACAACCCAUACCUCUGUCUUGUUACAGAUGUGUUCCACUGCCACAUUCUCUUCACUUAUUCUUGGUCAAACAACUCUCUAAAGGCUUCUGAUGGAUGCGAAAAACACACAAAAUUGAACCUGUUUAGAAAGCUUCAAAGACAGACUAAAGUUUUAGACUCGGUGUGCAAAGAUGAGGUUGUAUUUAUUUUCAGACAUGCGACAAUUUCAGAUGAAACAAAAUGGACUCAAUGUGCAAAGGCCUUUAGAUGUGAAAAUAUACUCACUCACUUCUUCGUCUAAGGUAGCUAUAGUAAUGUUCCAUUACAAAGUAAGUAACAGAUUGCCAGAAAACUAAAUAAAGGUAAGCCAAAUUAGAGUUCUCAAACUCAUGAGUGUGACACCGUUUGAUAUCCUUUCCACUCAUUCUGUUUCUAUGCCCAACACUGUGCUCCUGCAGUAAAUACAAAAUGUGUAUUCAUCCACCACUGAAAAUAGUCCUCAACAAAUGUACCAUUUACUCCUGCUUGAGCAGUGCCCAGCUGUUUUAUGAAAUGUCAAAAGAACAAACUGUAUAUUCAUUAUUAGCGUGACCUCAUAAAGUACAACAGUCAGGGAAGACAAGUUAGAAAAAGAGAUGGACGAACACAUUGUUGGUUAAUAAGAUUUUUAUCCACAGGAUUUUAUCCAUAUUGCCCACUCUUAAAAUGGUGGAUGGAGGCGUCCACAAAACAUGCAUAGUUUUACAUAAUUUCUGAUGAAUUAACUGAUAUCUAACUGGAUAUUCAUAAGAAGGUUCCUGGAACGACCUCUUCAAUUUAAUAGUAAUAAUAAGGGAAGUGAGACAGUGUCCAAUUGAUAAUUGAUAGUGUAAUGAGAGUCUUUUAGCCAGUGCUUAGCUCAACAUGUAAAAGUGUGAAAUUAUUCUAAAGGCAAGCAUGGAGAAUUAAGUGUCAUGAUAAUAUUUGAAUAUUGGCUUGAGUUUAAAUGGAGCAGCUCUGUCGAAGAAAUUCCUCUGGAAAUCAACAACUUAUAAACUAACAACUAAAUGAACUUUGAAUUAAUCACACAUAAUUUCCAAGAAACUUUAUUGGGUUUUAAGAGUAUUGCUAACGUAAGAACUGUUUUCCGAAAACAUUUAAAGGCAAAUCUUAAAUACUUUGACCUGCAGGGACAAAAUUCCAUUCACCUGAUUUGAAAUGUGUGGACACAGAAGUCUCAGAGAUAGAUAUCUCACGACCUGGAGGGAUAAAACUAAAGCUUCUUCAUGGAUGGAUACCACUACAGAUAAAUGAGAAAUGUUUUUUUGUCAUUUCGUUGAAGUCACCCGAAACCUGCUUUCUCUACCUGUGAAAUCAUGUAACAUCCUCUUCCACUCUGCUAACUGAGAAUACAAUUUAAGUGUGUACUUGACUCGACAUAGUCAUGACUCUCACCUGAGGUUCUAGGACAAAAACAAGAAAAAAAAAACUGUUUCUGUGUGAAAACAUUUUGCUACAAAAGAAUAUAAAACAUUGAUGCA
Epinephelus lanceolatus (giant grouper) is the source of this 7291-nucleotide messenger RNA. Its product is annotated as leucine-rich repeat and fibronectin type-III domain-containing protein 2. Gene Ontology annotation, molecular function: protein binding. Gene Ontology annotation, cellular component: cell surface; postsynaptic density membrane. Lineage: Eukaryota; Metazoa; Chordata; Actinopteri; Perciformes; Serranidae. The record is from RefSeq and is a predicted model, not a curated record.